CGGAAUGAUACUGAGUUGAAGCCUUAUCACUAAAGGCUCAACCAAUCAAAAUGAAGAAGACAUUCCAAUGAAUCCAUUUCCCGCCAUUUUGAAUUGGAGGCCGAAACCUGGGGUAGAUGAUGACAGACUGGUUCCAUGAGUUAUAAUGGAGAAGUAGAACUCUUUGUGACUCCUGCCAGGCCAGAUGGGAAUUGAGCAAUGAUGAGUACUAAAAGACAAGCUCCUGACCAUGACCAGCCUAGCCACCAUGGCCGGGGCGGUCAGCUGCGGAAGAGAGGCCGGACAGCUCUCCCUGCCGACGACAACGUGGAAAUCAUCAAUGUUGAUGAUGAUGAAGAGGAGGAAGACUGGCUCAAUAUGACGAUGUCCAAGCAUACUCAUAACCAGUCAAUGAAUGAUGACCGCAAGCUGAAAACCUACAGCGCUCGAGGUGCCCGGGCAGAACGCAGGCAGAAUAAACAAAAUCAGCAGGAAGAACUGAUCCCUGAAGAUGAACUGAUGUUUGACAGCCAGCUUCAGAAAGCCUUGGCACUGAGUAAACAGGAGGCUGAGAAGAGCACAUUCCAGCAGCAAGCUGAGGAGGAGGAACUACAGAAGAUACUGGAACAGUCCAAGGUGGAGACUGGGACACCUGUCAGAGCUGCCCGGGUGGAGACAGCUGCAGGUGGACAUCUCAGCCCACACCUGGUGGACACAGCUGCACCUGUCAGCCCUGCCCAGAUAGAUACACCUGUCAGACCAUCACAGUUUGCACCUGUGAAACCAAUCCAGGUGGAGAAGGGUACACCUGUCAGAGCUGCCAAGGUGGAUGGAGCUGCACCUGUCAGCCUAGCUCAGACAGAGACACCUGUCAAACCAAACCAGGUAGAGAAAGAUGCACCUGUCAAACCAAUCCAGAUGGAGAAGGGUGCACCUGUUAAACCAAUCCAGAUAGAAAAGGGUGCACCUGUAAAGACAUGUACAUCUGCCGGACCUGCACAGGUGGUAAAAGGUGUACCUGUUGAACCAGCCCAGGCAGAGACAGCUGCAAUCACACCUGCAAAACCAGCCAAGAUGGAGACAGGUGCAUCAAUAGGUAUGAAAUCAGCCCAGGUGGAGACAGCUGCAGGUGCAAAAAUCAGACAAGCCAAGACAGAGACAGCUGCAGGUGCAAAUGUCAGACAAGCCAAGAUUAAGACAGCUGCAGGUGCAAGUGUAAGCCAAGGUCAGGUGAAGACAAAGAUUGAGACAGCUGCAGGUGCAAACGUCAGACAAACACAGAUGAAGACAGCUGCAGGUGCAAAUGUCAGACAAGCCAAGGUGAAGACAGCUGAAGAUGAAAAUGUCAGGCUAGAAAAUGGUACAGCUGUCCAACCAGCCCAGUUGAAGACAGGUGCAGACAUCAGGUGCAACUCACACAUACAUGGAGAGAUGAACGGGACAAAGAAACAACAGCAGGGAAGAGCAGAGGAGGAGAAAGGAAAGAAACAUCAAGCCAAGGUGAAAAGAAGAAGACAAAUUUGUCUGGAUCAUAUGGAAUGUGGUGAUGGGGAAAGGUGGCUUAAGAAGAGGCGGGUUGUCUACCACCAUGGCAAUUUUGUCCGGAGACCAGGAGUCGACACCGCCAAACAGACAAACUACAUCAUAAAGUGCCUGGAAAACUACAGACUGAAACUACACCAGGCACAGAGGCGACAACUCACCAAACUGGAGUGGGGAAAACCUUUGGUGGAAGAGGAUGACACAAAAACAAGAUCAAGAAGAAGGAAGGGAACUUGGACUGCAAUUUCUGCUCAAGCAGAUGUUGACAACUCCCAGCCUGCUGACAAAGACACCCAGAAUGGAACUUUGGGUGUUUUUGAAGAAGAUGACAAAGAUGGGAUUCUUGAUAUGUUUGGUUUUGAUACUGACACCCAAAAUGGAAUUGUAUCUUCUGCAUUGGGGUCACAAGGACAUAGCCAUGAUGUACAACCUGAAGAGAACACAGAAAACAUCGAGAAGAUAGAGGAUUUCGAAAGGCCUGAUUCAACUUCGUUUGAAAUCGACAUACUGGACAACCCAAGUCCUGAACACAAGCCUGUGACAAGGUCACUCAGAAGAAACACCAGCAGUCCUGUGGUUAUGGGUACAGAUACACCAGAUGCAGCUGAAAGUUUAGAGACAGAAGAAACAACCCAAGUCGGUAGUCCCCAGGACAAGAGUGAAGAGGAGAAGACUAGUCCAACCCAUCAUGGGGAGGAUGUUGUUACCAUGGCAGAGUCACAGGAAAUUUCAGUGCAGGAUGAGGAGGACCAGUCUGCCAGGAGAACACUCCGACCCAGAUCCACCAAGCAGCUGAAGAUAACAGACGUAGUUUUGACUGACGAGUCGGAAAAGUCAGACAAUGACAAUGAAGAUAGUGACUUCCUUCAACGGAUUGAGAGGAGAAGACAGAAUCUGAAGAGGCCUCCACUACACAGGCUGGGAAGGGGUUCUGCACCAGCCCUUAAACAGAAGAAGAUGGAUCAGGCAGUCAGAAAUGGUACUGGGGAAGGAUCCACCAGAACAGAAGCCAUCAGUGAACAAGUGAUGAAGUCCUGUUUAAUUUGUGGCAAAGAGGUGCCGGAGGAUGAACUUCAAGAACACAUCAAUAAUGAACUUGACAACAGUACAUGAGGACAAUGUUGAGGACCACCCUCUCACACCAUACCCACUGAUUGUGUACCAAGCAACUGUUUUGACAUUUCAGCUGGAAUCUGUCCUUCUUGUGUAUUUGUUGCUGGGACGGUAACUAGCCAAUCACAUCUGUUGAUGGUAUUUAACCAGCCAAUCACAUCUGUUCUUCUGCUGCAUUUGUCUCUAGGAAGGUGACCAGCCAAUCACAUCCCCUCUUCCUAAAUACACAUGUAUUACUAUGUGUUAGUCUAUGCUGAUACUGCUAACAUGUUACAUGAUGUGAGAUCAUAUCAGGGUAUAUAAAGAUGACUGUGUAGUACAUGUAUGUGUACUCUUGAAGAAUAUGGUUAUAAAAAAAGUUUAAAGUUGAUGCAAAGAUUUACAAAGUGCAAGAAGAGAGCAAUGUACACUAUACACUUUGAAGAUGCUAUAUUACUUGUUAGACUACAUCUAAGUAUAAAUGUGUCACAUGCAAAGUACACAACUGAAUUAUGCAUACUUGUGACAUAGAGAAAGACAUGUUUGUGCCAAGUUUAUCUCUGUUGCAAGUAACUAAACUGUAACACAUUUUUGCAUAGUCUGUUACUUUAAUUUAUGAAUGCAGUAAAUGUGGCACUGCUCUAAUUCUCAAAACCUUUCUUCAAAGAAAAAAAAUAUGUAGAAUCCUUACAUUUUGAGAAGGAUUAGAAGCCAUGAAGAUCUAAUUAAUUGUUAACUAUUGUUCAUAUAGGAACUUAACUUCUUACUUCUGUUUCUUCUAACCAAUAAAUUUAUAAAGUAUAAGUGCAAUGGAGUAUUAGUUCAAUUUAUCUGGAUAUGACUGUAUGUAUCUCCAGUUAAAUAAACUGUUGCAUUGUUCGAGUUGAA
Messenger RNA from Branchiostoma floridae (Florida lancelet), 3501 nucleotides. RefSeq lists its product as uncharacterized. Gene Ontology annotation, molecular function: histone binding; K63-linked polyubiquitin modification-dependent protein binding. Bases 199 to 2634 code for a protein of 811 amino acids. The transcript is spliced from 16 exons. The record is from RefSeq and is a predicted model, not a curated record. Gene Ontology annotation, cellular component: BRCA1-A complex. Lineage: Eukaryota; Metazoa; Chordata; Leptocardii; Amphioxiformes; Branchiostomatidae. Gene Ontology annotation, biological process: double-strand break repair; positive regulation of DNA repair.